AUGACUCUCGAUCAUAAUCCCAACAAAAAUAUACAUUUGGUUGUUCUAGUUCACGGAUUAUGGGGUAAUGUUAAUCAUAUGAAUUAUUUGGCCACUGAACUUGAAUCUUAUUUCAAGCUUGUAGAGGGGGAAAAAGCAUCCCACAGGAACGAAGAACUUUUAAUUUAUAAAGCAUCUAACAACGAAGGUUAUAAAACCUACGACGGUAUUGAUGUCUGUGGUUUAAGGGUUGCUAACGAAAUUAAAAAUAUUGUAAACGGCACUGUUGGUAAAGUUACCAAGUUCUCUAUAAUUGGUUAUUCGUUAGGCGGUCUAAUUUGUAGAUUUGCAAUUGGUCUUUUAUAUAAAGACCACUUUUUCGAAGAUAAUGACAUAGACUUGAUUAAUUUUACUACUUUUUGUUCCCCACAUGUAGGUGUAUUGGCACCUGGUACGAAUGUAGCAGUGUCCUUUUUCAACACUUUGGUUCCUAUAGUCUUGGGUAACAGUGGCAAACAAAUCUUUUUGAAGGAUAAAAUGUCAUUAUCUGGUUCCAUGCCAUUGGUUUAUGUUAUGAGUAUGAAGAAUUCUGUUUUUUACAAAGCUUUACAGAAAUUUAAAUACAGGUCUCUGUAUGCCAAUGUUAUUAACGAUAAGAGGACGGCCUGGUGGACUUCUGGUAUCUCUAAAAAUGACCCAUUCUUUGACUUAAAUGAAAGAAGUGACAUUGCAAAAUUCCAAUACAUUAAAGGCUAUAACCCUAUUAUUAUAGAUGCUGAAGCACCAAUUAAUGUAUCAGAUGCUGUCAAUGAUAGUGAUAUUAGUGCUACCAACGUGCAAGUGGAUGAUGAGAUAUUGACUGAAUUUUAUUUUAUCGACUAUUGGGCAAGUAAAUUGACUAAAUGGGUCACCGUUUUGUUAAAUUUAUUAAUAUUGGCACCAUUGUGGCUGGUUUGGUUUUUCGUCUAUGGAACGCUGGAGGCUUUUAAGUCAACUAUAAGGGUAACUCUAGUGGUAAACAAAUAUUCCCAAUAUAUCGUGGAGAACCUUUUGGAGGAAAAUGAUACUUUGGCAAUUGUCACUAACCCUAUUAACGAUAAGAUUGUAGGUGACGAAUACAGCAGUGAUGAAGAUGAAGAAGAAAACACCUUGUGUGCCUGUACCUCUAGAUCAACUAUGGCAAGUGCACUAAGUUCAACGGACAUCCAAACUAAUAUUGAAAAUUCAUUAACUGAUAAAACUGAUACCUUACUUGACAGUGUGUUUGAAGCUAUUGAAAGGAAAAAUACGGUCACUGGUUUGAUUGUUCCAAAUAAAACAGAUUUUAAAAUAUCUAUUAAAAGCUUAGAGUUACUGUCUAUUGAUGAGAUCAUAGAAAAAAGAAAAUUAAACAAGUAUGGGGCUUGUUUAUUAGAGAAUUUCCGUUUAAACAUCUCUAAAAUGCAACUGGAAAUCAUUGAAAACUUGAAUGACUUGGAAUGGAAGAAAUUCCCCGUUUUUAUUAGAAAUACUAAAAGUUCGCAUGCCUGUGCCAUUGUUCGUCAUGAUGAUCCUGAUUUUGAAGAGGGUGAAUGUGUGGUAAGACACUGGGUGAGUGAAGUGUUCAAACUGGACUGA
Messenger RNA from Saccharomycodes ludwigii, 1596 nucleotides. Its product is annotated as lipase ROG1 family protein. The transcript has a single exon. The record is from RefSeq and is a predicted model, not a curated record. The coding region runs from base 1 to 1596 and encodes 531 amino acids. Gene Ontology annotation, molecular function: monoacylglycerol lipase activity. NCBI's taxonomy places the organism in Eukaryota, Fungi, Ascomycota, Saccharomycetes, Saccharomycodales, Saccharomycodaceae.